AUGGCAAGCAACAAGAUCGAUAUUCACGAAGCGGCACGAGAUGGAAACCUGGCCGAGGUAAGAGCCUUCCUGAAAGCCGGGGGCAUCAUAGACAAGAGAGACCCCGAUCGAUGGACCCCGCUGAUGCUGUCGGUCAGAGAGGGACACCUUGAGGUUGCUAGACAGUUGCUCCGAAGUGGGGCGGCGCUGGAGGCGAAAGACGGGGAUAAGUGGACUGCGAUGCACGUCGCGGCUGCCAACGGUCAUCCGCAGUGCUGCCAGCUGUUGCUGGACCGAGGGGGAAACCCUAGGGCCGUCGACGAGAACAGGCGCACGCCGCUUCAUUGGGCUACAAGAUACGGCUACGCUGCAGUCGUGGAGCUGCUCCUCAAGCGAGGGGCAGACGCCAACUUCAAGGAUGCCGAAGGGAAGACGCCGGGCGACGUGGUAGGAAGCGACUUGAGCGAGGACUCUCGAGAGAUCGUGCGCACCCUGCUGAAAGAGCACGCCGCGAGAGUGAAGAACACCAAGCAGCGCCGAGGGUCGUGCCCGGCAAUACCCCGAACGUUGAUGGCAACUGCUGUACACGCCACGGGCACCGGAACAAUGAACGGCGCGUCGGUCGCGGCAGCGGCACCACUACUGCUGUCAUCGCCAACAGCCCCCUCGCACAAACCUGGUGCCCUUCUCCCACUACCUUCUGUCGUGGUAACAAACAAAAACGCUGGAGAGAUCGAUGCCGAAACAGCCGUCCAUGGGGCAAAUAGCAACCAGGCGGGGGGCCAGGCAACCAGGCGCAUUUCCUUCAGCGCGGCUGAUCGCAUUCGGGACCACUCGCCAAUGGGGAAAAACCAAGGGCGAUGUGCUGAAAUUUCGUCGGCUGCUGCUCCUGCUACCGCCACUGCUGAGGAAACCAGUGUUUCCCCAGUGACGCCGCUCACCACGAGUGUAGUAGGGUCACCGUCGAGGGCAACGUCUACUCCGGGCCAAACGCCGGGACGAGCGUCGGACCCAAAAAAUUGUGUUCCUACAACGGGUGGUGCCACUACUAUGACCGACACCGCCGGGGGUGUUGGGUCUACAGCAGAGGAUCAAGACAAAGGGUGCAGGGAUAACAAGAAUGAUAGCGAGGUCUUCGCGCUUAGGCAGGCCCUGAAAGCCGCGGAAGAGCGAGGACGAGCAUCGGAGAAUUCCCUGUCUCAACUUGAAGAGAGGAGGCUCAGAGAAGAGGCAAGGGCGCAGCGCUUAGAAGCCCGCGUCGCUGAGCUGGAGAAGAUGUUGUCAGAACAACCAAGAGAGCGGUAG
This is a messenger RNA of Ectocarpus siliculosus, 1284 nucleotides long. The record is from the annotation of a GenBank genome assembly. Lineage: Eukaryota; Phaeophyceae; Ectocarpales; Ectocarpaceae.